AUGCCGUUUUCGGAAAUAGAUGCCAUCUAUGGAGUUCUCAGUGAAGAGCAUGCUGGGGCCUUUUCCCCGGGGACGAUGUUGCCAGUAUCUCAAUGCGGCACCACCCUGCUCUGGCAGGCCUUCUGGGAGUGCGUGGUGAUCGCCUGGGUGUACGGAGCCGACCGCUUCAUGGACGACGUGGCCUGCAUGAUCGGGUACCGACCUUGCCCCUGGAUGAAAUGGUGCUGGUCUUUCUUCACCCCGGUGGUGUGCAUGGGCGUCUUCAUCUUCAACGCGGUGUACUACGAGCCGCUGGUCUACAACAACACCUACGUGUACCCGUGGUGGGGCGAGGCCAUGGGCUGGGGCUUCGCGCUCUCCUCCAUGCUGUGUGUGCCCCUCCACCUCCUGGGCUGCCUCCUCAGGGCCAAGGGGACCGUGGCUGAGCGCUGGCAGCACCUGACGCAGCCCGUCUGGGGCCUCCACCACUUGGAGUACAGAGCUCAGGACUCGGAUGUCAGGGGCCUGACCACCCUGACCCCAGUGUCUGAGAGCAGCAAGGUGGUGGUGGUGGAGAGCGUCAUGUGACAGGUGCCCCGGCUCACAUCACCAGCUCACCCUCUCGUAGCCAUAGCAGCCCCUGCUCUAGCCCCCCACCCCCCCAGGGGGCUUGCCUUUCCCUGACACCUAUGGGGUCUGCCGGGGGGGGGGAGGGGAGGAAGCACCAGAGUGCUUAUAACUAAAAUAACUUUUUCCAUUUUUAAUAAAAUGCCAAAAAUAUCACAACCCACCAAAAAUAGAUGCCUCCCCCACCCCCCUUAACCAAGCUGGUGCACACGCUGCUUCCCAAGCCCUGCCGCCCGCCCUCCAGUGCCCGCUACCGUCACGUCUCACCUGACCCCACCAGGCCCUGCCUGCCUCUCUCCAGGCUCUGCCCAGCACACCCCUGGGUGGCCCCUCACCCCAGGGGCAGCAGUGGCAGCUCGGGGAACAGGGGGACUGGAGAGCAGAGGGGGCAGGCGAGGGGGGGGCAGCAGAACCAAGGCGAAUAUUUCAGCUGGGCUAGACCCCUCUCCCCGUCCCUUCUCUAGAAGCUUAGAGAGCCAGCCAGCAAGGGAACCUUCAGUUCCUGAGCCAGUUGCCACCAGUAGCAGUUGUGUGAGCUUGAGUGCAUGUGUGCGUGAGUACAUAGGGUAUAGACAUAGAUCUCUGUUUCUUAG
This is a messenger RNA of Lagenorhynchus albirostris (white-beaked dolphin), 1199 nucleotides long. Its product is annotated as sodium- and chloride-dependent creatine transporter 1-like. Gene Ontology annotation, biological process: sodium ion transmembrane transport. Gene Ontology annotation, cellular component: membrane. The record is from RefSeq and is a predicted model, not a curated record. The transcript has 5 exons. Bases 1 to 567 code for a protein of 188 amino acids. NCBI's taxonomy places the organism in Eukaryota, Metazoa, Chordata, Mammalia, Artiodactyla, Delphinidae.